Molecule: messenger RNA, 1929 nt
Organism: Plenodomus lingam JN3
Lineage: Eukaryota; Fungi; Ascomycota; Dothideomycetes; Pleosporales; Leptosphaeriaceae
Source: RefSeq, a predicted model, not a curated record
AUGUUGACCCAAGCUAUGACGACCCAGAACGCGACUAGGCACGAGCCCGUCGAUGAUCGCGAUGCAGCCAAACCCAACUCCCCAACCUCGCAAACACCAGAAAAGUCAAAGUCGCCAAAAGCACGCUCGCUUUCCGACAGCGCACCUCGCCUCGAACCGUCGCCGAAAUUCCAAGAACCUGUCCGCAUGUCGAAAGAUGACCACACCAUCCUCACCAGCCCGAGCACGCCUCGCAGGCCAGACUUCCUCUCCAGGGGUCUUUCACUACAAAUGCCAGCACGGGGAGACUCACACAUGCCCAGUCCCGCGCAUUUUGCCGCACGAGUACCGCUGUCGCCCCAACUGGAUUCACGGAACACAUACGCAUCUGCAUCGCCCGCGUCACUCCUACCCCGACGUUCGCGCGGUGCUGAGUUCUCUAGAGCGUGCACCAAUCUCCACCACUCCACACUACCGAACGCAUCCUCCCCUGACUCUUCGCCCACAAUCACACAGAAGGGGAUCAAGAUACCCCCGCGGAAACCACGCUCCAACUCGAUUUUACAGGAGUCGCCAAAUGUGAAUAUGCACGGUGGUGGGUGGAGUCAUGGCGAUAGAACAGGUGCUUCAAGUUCCGUCGGCAGCAUGAACAUGCUCGGCUCAGAAGACUCCAACAGCUCGUCAGACGAGGCUGACUCCUUUGAGCCUGAAGAAAACGACGACCCCAUGAUCAUGACCCCACAGGCGAAAACUAACAUUUUAUUUCCUGGAAUUGGUAUUGGCAACAAUAGUGCAUGGUCCAACCUCUUCUCACCUGGUGGCCAACCAAACUUCGCAAGUAUGCAUCGAGCGAGACUACGCAAAGGCCGAAGUAGGAAGAGCUCUAGCUCUGCUAGUGGUCACAGCUCUCUGGCGAGCCCUGGUCCUGCGUCUCCUCCGAAUGGUAAAGACGGUCACUUGGCAAGAGAAGCUGCAAUGCGCAAGGCGGGCGCGUCUUCACGAAGGGAGAGCCUAUCACUGUUCGCGAACGAUCUGCACAUCUCAUCUGGUAACGACAGUGGCGACGAAGCUGGGGCUUUGCCACGAACACCAGGUGUUGUACGGCGACAAGUGACACGGCGGGGUAAUUUGCUGCCGAAAUCACGACAGUUUGGCCGUAUCAAAGCAGAGCUUUUUGAAGAAGCAGCACCGGUGGAUAGUGAGGCUCGUCGCGAAGCUGAUAUCAUCCGGCAAGUGAGAGAGAGCGAUGGAGAUCGGGACCUACCAUCGAACACUGCGCAAUCUUCCCCGAGUCUGAUGCCGACUGUUCCAGGACUAGAUGGUCCACUCGAAGGAGUCCCUGAAGAAGGUAGCGAAAAUGGCAUGAGUCUCGACAGCAUGACCACCAAAGGACUAUUCGGCACGUUUGGCAGUCUCAACUCCAAUCGCAAUUCCAUUAGCAAUGGCUUUUGGGGCAAUCGUGUUGCUCACACUCCGCCACCAACUGUCCCUCGUGCCGACUCCUCGGCCAUGAGUGAAGACAUGAACCUAGAUUCCCCAACCAUUGGCACCACACCAAUGGACUACGGUGGCAACACAGGCUGGACAUCUCGCGCCUCAACUCCCGGACCGAUGAACCCACCGACUGCCGCAGAAGCUCUCAAAAAGAGCAACAAGCGCCGUCGGGAUGAUGACUUCGACGAAGGUUCGAUCAAGCGACGCGCGGUAUCACCGGGUGUCAGCGUACAAAAUAGCCCUGUCAUAUCGCAGUCGCCAGCUCAGCGCGACAACACUCUGUGGGGCACGACUACCAGAACUGGAAGGGAGGCGUCUAUGAGUGGACCGUCAAGCAAUGAGCGAUCGAAUAGUGGGGGAAGCAUGAGUAUGACGCCUACCUUGGGUCCGAAGAGGAUUGGAUUACAGGGUAUGGUGGAUACCAGUGAUGGAUUUAUGAAAAUGAGUAUCGAGUAG